CAACUAGGGGCCUUAUACAGCUGGCGGCAUUAGUGUCGCCCUUGCGCGGCUCUGAUAUUGGCCCAUUCAGGGCUCCGUAACAGAGAGGCUCAAUCCUACACACACGGAUAGAGUAGAGACGCUGCUGCCCAGACAACAAGUCAUGUGACCCGCAGUAUCAUGGGGUGCCCUGGUAGUGAAUGUGGCUGCUGGAGCUCUGCCAGUGGGAGUUACGGUGUGUGAGUGCUGUCAAUUUUAUGCGUUUUCUGACGUUAGCAAUAAACGACUGAUUUAAAGGGGUACUGUAAGGACUGCAUGGUGUAUGUAGUUAUUUGCUGAUUAUUUUCUGGUGAACCAUCAUGCCUAAGAAAAAAAAAUCAAUGGCACCUGAAAGAAAUACUUUUGCCAUACAUUCCCUCAAUUCUUAUGGGAAUGGGAUCAUGAGCCUUGCAGUGUUUGCUGGGGUGUCUGCAGUGUACAUAAAGACAUUACACCCAUCCGUGCCCGGCGGAGAUUCAGGGGAGCUGAUCACAGCCGCAUAUGAGCUUGGAGUUGCACACCCUCCUGGUUACCCACUAUUUACAAUUUUGGCUAAAAUGGCAAUUAUCAUUUUGCCCAUUGGUUCUGCUGCAUACAGGGUAAAUCUUCUAUGUGGCGUGUUUGGAGCAGCGGCAGCAUCUCUUCUGUUCUAUACAACAUCUAGGCUUACUGGCUCGUAUGCAGCAGGAAUCCUUGCUUCAGGGUUGUUUUCGUUUUCCCGUCUAACAUGGCACUGGUCCAUUGCAGCAGAGGUUUUCAGCCUGAACAAUCUGUUUGUGGGGCUGCUUAUGGCUCUUACAGUAGGGUUUGAGGAGGCAAAGACUACAAAAGACAGAUCAAAGAUAUCUCAAUUUGGUGCUUUCUGCUGUGGACUUAGCCUGUGCAAUCAGCACACUAUUGUUUUCUAUGUUGCAAGCAUUGUGUUGUGGGUCCUUUUUCUCCAGUUUAAUAAACAGGAAUUGUCUUUGUAUGGCUUAUUGAAGUUGGGAAUAUGCUUUGCUGUGGGGCUUUCUCCUUACUUGUACUUAAUUGUCUCAUCAUAUUUGAAUCGAGCAAGAUGGACCUGGGGAGAUCAGACAACUGUUCAAGGGAUCAUUACUCAUAUCCUUCGAGAGGAGUAUGGUACAUUCAGUCUGGCUAAAUCGGAGACAGGACCUGGUAUGAUGGGAAUGUUAAUUAACCAGAUCAGUCAUAUGAACACAGAGCUCACUUAUGUAGCACAAGUCCUUGCUCUUCUCGCAUUGCUCUUCUGCUUUGGAACUAGGGACAAAAAGACCUCUGUGGUUACUUUAUUCACCAUAAUGCUCCUUUGCUAUUCCUUAUUCUUUGCCUGGAGAGCAAAUUUAGAUAUCUCUAAGCCACUCUUCCUCGGUGUGGUGGAGAGAUUUUGGAUGCAGAGCAAUAUAGUUAUUAGUCUUUUUGCAGGCCUCGGAAUGGCCUUUUUGACCAACAUUCUGAAGAGGAAAAUUAACAAAAGGGACAUUAUUCAGUGUAUGGAAUGGAUUUGUGCCCUAGUGGUUAUUUUUAACCAAAUUAGAACCAAUUACAGAAUUUGUGAUCAAAGCAACAAUUAUAUAGUAGAUCAGUUUGCAAGAAAUCUUCUCUUUUCAAUGCCAAAUGGUUCAGUUAUCUUACUAAGAGGUGACCUGCCAGGCAACUCAUUGCGUUAUCUCCAUUACUGUGAAGGACUCAGACCUGACUUGGCACUGGUAGACCAAGAGAUGAUGACAUAUGCAUGGUAUGUACCCAGUCUUGCAAAGCACAUAUCCAAUGUUAUUUUUCCUGGAAGCAAGUGGAGUCCAGUGGAAACAAAACUUGCUGAUGGGACAACAACCUUUAACCUUCAUCAUUUUCUCAAAGUAAAUGAACGUAAAGAAAUAUUUUCCUGCAUAGGAGUGAAUGAAGGGGAUCCAACAUGGCAGAAAAGUUAUUCAUUAUGGCCUUGGGGAGCUUGCGAGAAACUGGUCCCUAAAAGUACUCCUUUUGAUGCAGAGGAAUGGAUCAAGCUUACAAGGAACCUAUAUAACUGGACAGAAGAGCACGGAAGGUUUCAUGCGUCUUCUUGGGAAUCUGUAGCAAAUGAAGAAAUGUGGGAAGCUCGGACAAAAACAGCAUUCUUUAUAUUUGACCUGGCAGACAAUGCUCAUAUAUCUCCUUCUGUGAAAAAUCAACUCUAUUUCUAUUCCUAUAAGUUGUAUAAAGAGAUUAUAACGUCACACAAUAACCAUCCAGUAAACUGGAGCAAAAAUUUUGCUAUUGCCUGUGAAAGACUCUUACGCCAGCAAAGAGCAGAUGUCAACCCAGAAACGCUUCUAACUGAGGCCAUCAAGUAUUUUUCCAUAUAUGUGAAAAAGGCGCCUGAGGAUAAACAAAGGGCUGCAAUAUUCCAAGCUGUGACAUAUUUAAAAGAAGAACUUGUUCGAUUAAAGAAGAUUAAAAGCAACACGAAAGCAAACAAAUAAAAGAGAACUGUUGCCCAUUUCUCAGUAUUUAUGUUAGCCUUGCCUGCAACAGACUAUUUGCCAAGAAGAACUAGCAUUUCAUUUGCCAGAGCAGUUGUACAAAAUUCCCUGCAAAAGUAUUGUUGUAAAUUUUUUAAAAUUUAGAUUUUAAAUAGUAUUACGCAAUUCCUUAUUUGAAUCUGAAUUAUAACAAUGUUAUAGGCUGUCAGUAUAUGUUUAUUAUUGAUUUUUCUGUGAAAUGGAAACUUAUUGGGUUUAAAAAAUUAUGCUGUAAACUGUAGUAUUGCCAAUUCCAUCAUGUAUUCCUAAUAUUGCCAUUCACUGUAAUUAAUGGAGUUAUUUUGCUUUAGCAUUACUUGCAGAGCUAAAUUAGCUUCCAUUUCUGGUCAUAGAAGCAUUGCAUAGCUUUCUUGCCCUCUCUCUCUGCCCACAGUAGUGUGGACAGAUGGCUUCUCUGAUGCAGCCACAACAGUUCUGAUUGGUUGUUUUCCCACAACUAAAGAUGUAUGCCCAUGUUUGAAUGAAAUGCUGUGAUUUCAAUACAGACUUAACCGAAACCUCUCAAACAAUGUCAUAAUGUGUUCCACACAAUCCAAAUGUGUUCCCAUUACCAUAUGCAAGGGGACAGGAACUAUUGUAUUUUUAUACUACUGUAUGAUACAAUAAAAUAUGUACAAAAACACU
Xenopus tropicalis (tropical clawed frog) is the source of this 3164-nucleotide messenger RNA. RefSeq names its product transmembrane protein 260 (gene tmem260). Lineage: Eukaryota; Metazoa; Chordata; Amphibia; Anura; Pipidae. The record is from RefSeq and is a predicted model, not a curated record. The coding region runs from base 339 to 2480 and encodes 713 amino acids. The transcript has 17 exons.